AUGAUCCCCGUGGUAAUCAUUUCUGAGCUACUGGUAGAGUACACGACGUCUCUCGUUAAACUCAUUGCUGUGAUUCUUCCGAGGAGGCAAGGUGACGACAACUUCGUAAGGAUUGGCAAUUUCUCCAUGUAUUGUCCUCCUAGAUCGUCACCGGUUCCAGAUUUCUCUUCCCAUCUAGUCGAUUUCUGAUAUGUAAUGUCGAUGUUUUUUCUCCUUCUAUUUUUUUUAUUAAGUAGAUGAGUGAUAGCUGAGGAUAUUUUUUUCCCUCUUUUGGAUACUGAGCAGGCUAGAGAUUUUGUAAAGCUGUAUUGAAUUGAAUUUAUAACAAAAGGUUAUUAUUAAGACAGCGCUUUCUUAACUUAUGAUAACUGAGCAUAUGUUAUGUUCUGUCCAGCUGGUAACUGUCCCGGCCAAUGAUGAUUUCCAACCGUUAGUCAACUUGGUGUAUGAUAUGCGGUUGAGUAACAUCAGAAGUGGCUCUGAUCAUAAUUGUUUCUGAGUAGCUGAAAAUUAGAAAACAAAUGUUCAGUAAAACAGAAUCAUAUUCCGAUUUCUGG
Molecule: messenger RNA, 557 nt
Organism: Eruca vesicaria subsp. sativa (arugula)
Lineage: Eukaryota; Viridiplantae; Streptophyta; Magnoliopsida; Brassicales; Brassicaceae
Source: the annotation of a GenBank genome assembly